Messenger RNA from Hemisphaericaspora subhashii, 1761 nucleotides. It is a transcript of the gene MTG2, whose product is annotated as putative GTPase. NCBI's taxonomy places the organism in Eukaryota, Fungi, Ascomycota, Pichiomycetes, Serinales, Debaryomycetaceae. The coding region runs from base 1 to 1761 and encodes 586 amino acids. The transcript has a single exon. The record is from RefSeq and is a predicted model, not a curated record. Gene Ontology annotation, molecular function: GTP binding; GTPase activity. Gene Ontology annotation, cellular component: mitochondrion.
AUGAUAAGAACAUUUCGAGCAUGGCAUACAUUGCGACCAUUACAAACGAGGCAAACAAUCCCAACCAGACACUUCUCUCAGGGAACUUGUUUAUACCGGAAGAAAACCCCCGAUAAUGAAGAAUAUGUUACCGAAUUCGAUCUCGACCUCGAACAAGAAUUCGACCCGGAACCAGAAUCAAACGAACCAGAAUUCGAACGUCACCUCCAUUCCCAAGCCAGUGGAGAACCAUUACCAAACUUCAUCCUCCACACCGAAGAACCACCCAGUCAAUUCCCUCCAGUCACAAUCUCCGACAAUAACACUUCUAUUACUUAUACACCCCUCACCACUAGGGAUCGAAUUGGCUUAACGGAUAGAUGUCUUUCAUUUGCUGGUUAUUUCCUGGGUAAUGCCCAUCAUUCCCAUCAUGUCUUUUAUUCCAGCACUAUGGCCCAAUUCGCCAAACGGGCCGCCAAGAUUGAAAACAAAAAAUUUGUGGAUUUGAAAAUCGUGAAAAUGGUGAGUGGGAAUGGUGGGAAUGGAUGUGUGUCAUUCUUUAGGGAUGCGUUCAAACCGACUGGUCCUCCUGAUGGGGGUGAUGGUGGAAAUGGGGGGGAUGUGUAUAUCAAAGUGGUUGAAUCGGGGUUGAAUUCAUUGCAUGGUUUGAGGAGUGCAUAUGUUGCGAAACCGGGUUUAACUGGUUCUGGGGAUCAAUUGGAUGGAAAACUUGGUGAGGAUGUUGUGAUUGAAGUCCCAAGGGGCACGAUGAUUAGAUGGAUACCUGACCCAGCGGAGUUGAGGAGAUAUUUGAGUUGGAAGGAGGGGCAGACUUUGGAUGAUUUAUUUCUUCAGAUGAAAUGUGAUGAUUAUAAUAAUAUUCAGUUGUUUAGAGGUGGAUAUAAUCCGGGCGAAGGUUGGGUAUUUAAAGAUGCUGAUGAGGAAACUUAUAGGUCGAAAGAUUUUUUUAAGGAAUUGAACAAAAGAGUUGUUCAAUAUGAUAAUGAAACUAUUGAUGAAGAGAUUAGGUAUGAUAAAUUCCCAAUGUUGGGUUUUGAUUGUAAUAAAGUUAUGGAAAAACCAAUGUUGAUUUUGAAAGGUGGUAGAGGUGGAAUGGGAAAUAUGCAUUUCUUAACUAAUAAUAUUCGUAAUCCUCGAUUCUGUAAAGUUGGACGUCCUGGAAUUACGGCACAUUUCUUAUUUGAAUUGAAGUUAAUUGCUGAUUUAGGUUUAGUUGGAUUACCUAAUGCUGGUAAAUCAUCUUUAUUAAGAGCUAUAUCAAGAGCAAGACCAAGAGUUGGAGAUUGGAAAUUUACAACCUUACAACCAACUGUAGGAACCAUCUUCACUACAAUUGAUAAAGAUCCUUUCACUGUUGCUGAUAUUCCUGGUAUUAUUAAGGGAGCAUCGGAAAAUAAAGGGAUGGGAUUGGAUUUCCUUAGACAUAUUGAAAGAUCAGCAGGAUUAGUAUUUGUAAUAGCAUUAGAUUCUGAAAAUCCGGUUGAUGAUUUGAAUUUAUUAUUGGAAGAAGUCGGUGAAAAAAGAAUGAAAGAUAAACAAGUGUUGAUUGUUGCAACCAAAGCCGAUUUAAGUGCACAUGGUGAAAAUUAUCAUUCAUUGAAAAAACAUUUGGAAAACUAUCAUCCAGAUUGGAAAAUUGUUCCUGUAUGUGCACCAAGAGGAGAGAAUAUUGACAAGUGUAUUAAGUUGAUGAGUGAGAUUGCUCAAAUUACCAAAAUGAAUAACGAGAGAGAAGGGAUCAGAUGGAGAAGAGCAACUUGA